Messenger RNA from Micropterus salmoides (largemouth bass), 3020 nucleotides. RefSeq names its product sterol O-acyltransferase 2 (gene soat2). The transcript has 16 exons. NCBI's taxonomy places the organism in Eukaryota, Metazoa, Chordata, Actinopteri, Centrarchiformes, Centrarchidae. Gene Ontology annotation, biological process: cholesterol efflux; cholesterol metabolic process. Gene Ontology annotation, cellular component: endoplasmic reticulum membrane. The record is from RefSeq and is a predicted model, not a curated record. Bases 276 to 1865 code for a protein of 529 amino acids. Gene Ontology annotation, molecular function: fatty-acyl-CoA binding; cholesterol binding; cholesterol O-acyltransferase activity.
UGCAAAAUAGCAGCUGAGGAAAGCAGAGGACAGAGAUCACAAGAACUGUGACACACAGACUUACUUAAAACCACUCCAGCAACUCACUCUCUCUCAGCGGGAAUCAUCGAUUGAAGCAGUGUGUCGCACCCUGUGGACUGCUGACUGGGCCCCAAGCUAGAAGACUGUGGAACCAACCGUGUGUGUGAGUGUGAGACCAACUACAACUUUGAAAUACACAGGAUUGUCCACCUAAAUCCUAGCAGAUAUUCCUAAGCGGUGAACCAGCGGUAACCAUGACGACUGCUGAGCCACCUAACAGACUGUUGCACCGAAAAAUCAAGGCCCAGUCGAAGUGCAUUGAGUCAGAUGAAAUCUCCAGUCAUGUUGGUGGCCAUAAUAAUGUAGAGGAAGACUAUCUAAGACACUGGCAGAAACAUGCACAGAAGGUGAAAGUGAAAGUCCUGGAGCAGGUCCAGGAUCAGCUCAGCGAUAUACUAGACAAAGCUCUGACUGAGUCCGUCCCACCUUUCACCCAAAUCCAGCCAGUUAAUGGAAAGAUGACACAAAAACCCUCAUCCAGAUCUCAGAGAAUGGAUGACGGCAAAGUGUUUAUGGACAGGCCAUCGAUGUUGGAUGAACUGUUUGAGAUCAGCCACAUCAGGACGAUCUACCACAUGUUCAUAGCCAUACUCCUCAUCUUCUGUAUGAGCACGCUGGCUGUCGACUACAUCGACCAGGGCAGGUUGGUCUUGGAGUUCGACCUGCUGUUCUUCGCCUUUGGGAAGCCGGGGACUGUCACCUGGGCCUGGGUUGUGAUGUUUGCCUACACCCUGUUUGUUCCUUACUACACCCUGGUGUUUUGGGGAUCUUUGUACCACAGCUUCCCCUCUAAGUUGGGGCUUUCUCUUGUCACGGGCUUGGUCCUUUCCGCAGUGCAGACCUUUAUACUGGGACUAUUCCCCAUCUACACCGUUGUGCACUACCAGCUCCCACCGGCCUCACGGUUCAUUGUGAUACUUGAGCAGAUUCGAUUCCUGAUGAAAAGCUACUCUCUAAUAAGAGAAACUGCUCCUGUUAUUAUGAAGAAUACACCAAAGGAAGGAGAAAGUCCCAGAUUCCCGACAUUUUCCAGCUAUGUCUACUUCCUCUUCUGUCCAACACUCAUUUACAGGGAAUCAUAUCCUCGGAAUUCCCACAUAAGAUGGAAGUAUGUUGGCGUCACACUUGGUAUGAUCUUGGGAUGCCUUUUUUAUGGCUACUUCAUCCUGGUCCGCCUUUGUGUGCCCAAUGCGACCAAUCAGCCUUUCAGUAAACGAACAAUGGUUCUGGCUGUGUUCAACUCAAUAUUACCAGGUAUAAUGCUCCUUCUGUUGUGCUUCUUUGCCUUCCUGCACUGCUGGCUCAACCUCUUCGCAGAGCUGCUGUGUUUUGCUGACAGAAUGUUCUACAAGGACUGGUGGAACUCCACAUCUUUCACCAACUAUUAUCGUACCUGGAACAUAGUGGUUCAUGACUGGCUCUUUUACUACGGAUACAGAGACUUCCUCUGGCUGUCGAAAAGGAAAUUCCGAACAGCUGCCAUGGUCUCCGUGUUCAUCGUCUCUGCUGUCGUCCACGAGUACGCCUUGGCAAUGGGCUUCGGCUUCUUUUAUCCAGUCAUGUUCUGUCUCUUUGCCAUCUUUGGAGUGGUGUUCAACUUUACCAUGAACGACAAGCGACAGAGCCCUGUGUUCAACGUCAUCAUGUGGGCGUGUCUCUUUCUCGGUCAGGGCGUCCAGGUGUGUCUGUACUGUCAGGAGUGGUAUGCCCAGAUACAAUGCCCUCGGACAGGGAAUACUUUCUUGGAGUUGGUGACACCUCGAUCGUGGUCCUGCAUAACAUAAAAGAGAGCAAGGAAGGACAACUUGAAAGACAUGUAAAUAUAUAAGGUUUUCUGGUCUUAGUGUGUAAAGGGUCAAGGUGUGACUGUCAUGUUUACCUUUAUGUUGUUGGUGUGGUAUCCAUCUGAACUAUUGAAAGUUUUUAUUUUUAUUGGUAGUAUUAAAUACUGUAUAAUAAUCCAGGCUGUGUAAAUGGCCUGUUUUUUGCUGCAGAUAGUAUACUGUAAGCAACACUUAGCUUCUUUAUUGACAAAGUCUUUAUCGAGUGCAAAGUUUUGAAAAAAAAGUGUCCAUGUUUUUGUGUACAGAGUAAACAAACGAGAUACAACAUGUUAAUCAAUGAGCUGGUAGGCAGAUUCUCGACCUUUGGACAGAGCCAGGCUAGCUCUGUUGCCAGUCUUUAUGCUAAGCUCAGUCAUAUACAAAAUAAUCUACAGGGGGAAAAUAUGUACUGUAUAUAUUUUUCACAAGUCAUAAUUUCCUUACCUUCCCAAAUGUUAUUCUUUAAAUUAUUUAAUGUAUUUAAUAUUACAAUAAUAAGCCCACAUGAACUAUACAUAUACAAUAACACAAUAAUUUAUUUUAGACUCUGGGAACAAAAUGUGUAAUUGCGUUUUUAUUUCUGCUAUAUUUAUAGUAAAGCUAGACAUGGUUACAAAACCUGAAAAAGGUGUUUCUUAUCGUGUUGUAGCAGCCUUGUGUCUUUUAUUUUGCCUUCUGUUAGUCGUAGAAAUUGUUGCACAGAAGACAGGUCAGUGACAACUUUGAGCAGGUUUUUCCACAUUGAGGACACCUGGCCUGCAGUGUGUGUGUGUGUUGCAUGUUUAAUCCUGCCUUGGUUGACAUUCAGCUGGCACAGAUUGGUUGGGAGAGCAGGUACAUUAACCAACCAACCACAGGCAGCUCAGCGUCUUAUCAAAGCCUCUGUUUGUCUGCCUGCCAUGUCCCUCUGAAGUCAUACAGGAAGAAGAGGAUUAACAUUGGUACAGCAUUUGCAUUAGUGAUGUAAUGCUCUGUAAACUGAUAUACUGUAAUACCAGAGGCACAUCAGGACUGGUAGUUUUAGAGGCAGUGUUAACACAACAUCAAUUGUGUCUACUUCUGACAGUCCAUCAAAUGUUAUGCUUGAAAAUAAAAUCUGCUUGAAAAUUUAAAAAA